Prunus dulcis (almond) is the source of this 2970-nucleotide messenger RNA. Its product is annotated as receptor-like protein 7. The record is from RefSeq and is a predicted model, not a curated record. Lineage: Eukaryota; Viridiplantae; Streptophyta; Magnoliopsida; Rosales; Rosaceae. Gene Ontology annotation, molecular function: protein binding. The transcript has a single exon. The coding region runs from base 1 to 2970 and encodes 989 amino acids.
AUGAAAACUUUGCUCCAUUUCGUUCUCUUUUUGAUCCACCUCUGUGUUAAUGUCAUCUCAGUUCAUGGCCAAUGUAUUGAAGGCCAGAAGUCAUCAUUGCUCCAGUUGAAAAAAAGCCUUAUAUUUGAUUCUUCUGCUUCCUCCAAGCUUAUAUCAUGGAAUUCAAGUACCGACUGCUGUUCUUGGGUUGGUGUUAAUUGCACCAGUGGGCGUGUUGUUGGUCUUGACAUUAGCAGUGAAUCUGUCUCAGGUGGAAUUGACAAUUCAAGCAGUCUCUUUGAUCUUCAACAUCUUCAAAGUCUCAAUUUGGCCUAUAAUGGAUUAGGCUAUGGCUCUCAAAUUCCAUCAGCAGUUGGAAAGCUUACAAAUUUGAGCUGUCUAAACUUAUCUUAUACUGCUUAUUCUGAGCAGAUUCCUGUUGAGAUUUCACGCUUGACAGGGUUACAAGUUCUUGAUUUAUCCAGUGACCCUUCCUUAUAUGAAACAACAAUACUCAAACUUGAGAACCCAAAUUUGAGUUUGCUCAUUCGGAACCUUCUGGAGCUUACUGAACUUCAUCUUGAUGGUGUAAGCAUAUCAGCGCAGGGGACUGACUGGUGCCAAGCAAUAUCGUCUUCACUGCCAAAGUUGAGGAUCUUGAGCUUGAUCAAUUGUAACCUAUCAGGCCCUUUUGAUAUUUCAUUACUGAAGCUUCAUUCACUCUCAGUCAUUCGUUUAGAUUACAACGAAUUGUCUAUUGAAGUUCCAGAGUUCUUGUCAAAUUUCCGAAAUUUGACUUCCUUGCACCUUAGUGAAUGUGGGUUACAUGGCUCAUUCCCAAAGCAGAUCUUCCAAAUUCCUACAUUACAGACUAUCGACUUAUCUUUUAAUCCACAGCUCCAAGGCUCCUUACCAGAAUUUCCCAAGAAUGGAUCUCUUCGUUCUUUGGUUCUAAACAACGCAAACUUUACAGGGCUUCUUCCAAACUCUAUCGGCGAACUCAAAAUGUUGUACAACAUAGAUAUUUCAAGUUGCAAUUUCACUGGAUCAAUACCAAGAUCAAUGGAAGGCCUUACACAAUUGAGUUAUGUGGACUUGUCGUCAAACAAGUUCAAUGGUUCUGUUCCGUUCUUCAGUAUGGCCAGGAAUCUGACCGACAUAAAUCUUUCAUCCAAUCUUCUAAUGGGUCAGAUUAAUUCCUCUCACUGGGAAAGCCUUACUAUUCUCAAAAGUCUCGAGUUGAGUUUCAAUCUACUUGAUGGUACUAUUCCUCCGUCUCUGUUUUCUCUUCCCAUGCUGCAGAACCUAGUGCUUUCUGACAAUCAAUUCUCAGGUCAGUUGCCUGUAUUUUCUAGUAGCAUCUCUCUUUUGGAGACCCUUUCUUUGAGAAGAAACAAGUUGGAAGGGCCUAUCCCAAUGAAUAUCUUUAAUCUCCCAAGGCUUAGGGCGCUUCAACUUUCUUCAAACAACUUGAACAACUCCUUCUCUCUUAAUGUUAUUCAGCAAUCGAAAAAUCUUGUUUUUCUUGAUCUUUCCCACAACAGCUUGUCGAUCAGUUAUGAUGAUACCAAUCCCUCUUAUUCUUUAUUUCCUCAACUUUCCAUAUUGAGAUUAGCUUCUUGCAAGUUGAGAAGAUUCCCAGGUUUCUUGAGAAAUCAAUCCGAAUUAUACAAAUUGGACCUUUCACAAAACCAGAUUCAUGGGGAGAUACCCAACUGGAUUUGGAGGCUUGGUUAUCUUGCUAUGCUAAAUCUUUCUUGCAACUCUCUGGUAACUCUAGAGGGUCCUUUCCUCAAUCUGACUUCUAACUUGCUUCUACUUGACCUUCAUUCCAACCAGCUUCAGGGACGAAUCCCAAUUUUCCAACCAGUUGUCAAUUAUCUAGAUUACUCAAAAAAUAAUUUCAGCUUCAACAUACCAUAUGACAUUGGUGAUUUUCUUACUCAAACUAGGUUCUUCUCUCUUUCAAAUAAUAACUUGCACGGGAUCAUUCCGGUAUCACUGUGCAAUGUGAAGUCUCUUCAAGUUCUUGAUUUGUCCAGCAAUUCUUUGAGUGGCAUGAUUCCUCGAUGCUUAUCUGCAACGACCAAUCUUGUAGUACUUAAUUUAAGGAGAAACAAUCUUGCUGGCACAAUUUCUGAUAAGUUUUCAGCAAAUUGUAGUUUGGGAACUUUGGACCUCGGUGCAAACAAAAUAGGAGGCAAGUUUCCAAAAUCUCUAGCCCGGUGUGAAAUGUUAGCAGUGUUAAACCUUGGACACAAUCAGAUAACUGAUGUUUUCCCUCACUUGCUAAAGGAAAUAUCCACUUUGCGUGUCCUUGUCUUGCGAUCCAAUAGAUUCUAUGGGAACAUUGGAUGUCCCAAAACCAAUGGAACCUGGUCAAAGCUUCAAAUUAUUGACCUUGCUGACAACCAUUUUAGUGGAGAAAUUCCAGGAGAUUGCUUGACAACAUGGCCAGAAAUGAUGGUUGAUGGAGAUGAUCCAGCUCAAGUGCUCAACCACCCUGAAUUUCAGGUCAAUACCUUCCCCAUGGUUUACUAUCAAGAUGCUGUAACUGUAGUCAGCAAAGGUUCAGAGAUGGAACUAGUGAAGAUUCUCACUAUCUACACCUCCCUUGACUUGUCGUGCAACAACUUCAGUGGAUCAAUACCUAAGGAAAUUGGAGAGCUCAAAGCACUUUACAUCCUCAACUUGUCCAGCAAUGCUCUCACAGGUGAAAUUCCAUCCUCAUUGGGUAACUUGUUGAAAGUGGAAUCCUUAGACCUCUCAAACAACAGCCUGAGCGGGGAAAUUCCACCACAGCUUGCAAGACUUACGUUCCUAUCAUUCUUGAAUGUGUCAAGUAAUCACCUCGUUGGGAGGAUCCCAACCAGCACUCAAUUUUCAACGUUUCCAGCAGCUUCUUUCACUGGUAAUGAAGGGUUAUGGGGGCCUCCUUUGACAGGAGAUAACACAACAGAGCUGUCACGGGUUUCCCCAUUCUGGGCCUGA